GGGAACCUGACGCUGACUUGCUCAUCAACAUGCCCAGUCUCUGAUGUCCAGCUGGGCCUGGAGACCUCACUCACAAAGCACCAGGUGGACCAGGAGCAUAGCUGGGUGUUGGUCAACAUCAGCGAGUCGCAAUCCGUGGUCCAGUGCUGGAUUGCCUGCAAUGGCACUGACAAAACAAUAGCGUCUGCCGAUAUCACAACAUACCGGGUCCCAAAGCAAGUGACACUGGAACUGCCACCCAUGCUAGAGAAGGGCAAGACCUACCCCGUGACCUGCAGGGUGGUCAAUGUGGCACCUGUGAGGAACCUCAGUGUGACCCUGCAUCUCGGGGGUCAGGUGCUACACACAAAGAACUUCCAGAAUUAUACCCCGAUGAAUGCUACCAACAUCAUGGCUACAUUCAACGUGAUUGCGGAGCGCGAGUACCAUGGGCAGGAUGUCACCUGCCACACGGCACUGGACCUGCGGCCCCAUGGGCCUCUCCUCGAGAAUGUCUCCACCCCAGCCAGCCUCAGCGUGUAUGCCCUCCCCAGGGAUCCCCAGAUCCAGGUCCAUCACUACUUGGAAGCAAGCACCACCGAGAAUGCCAGCUGUCACAUGGAUGAUGCUUUCCCAGAAAAUGAGGUCCAGCUCAAUCUGAGCUUUGCUGGGCACCUGCUGUUCUCCAAUGUCACCACCUCGGGCACCAUUGUCAUGGCCAAGAUUGCUUCCCAGGCACCUGGAAAAUACGAGCUGAACUGCACUGUGUCCGUGGGGCCACUGUCUCGCUCCACUGUGGUUCCCAUCGAGGUUUACAACUUUCCUGAGCCCAUCCUGAUCGUGGACCCGCAGGAGACUGUGGCUGACAAAAAUGUGACCGUAACGUGCAAUGUGUCGGCCAGUGCAGACACCCACAUUCAGCUGCAGCUGAAAGACAGUGGUGGAAGCGUGUUGACCACAGGGAAGCCACCGGUCCUGUACCACCUGCUGAUGGCACGUGACGAGGACAACAGGCGCAGCUUAAUGUGCGAGGCUACCCUCCGGUUUGAUGCCCAGCCCAUCCUACUAAAGGCCAACUCAGUGGUGCUCACUGUUUACUAUGGGCCCCGGAUGAAUGACACCAGCUGCCCACAGAACCAGACCUGGCUGGAGGGGAAGAAGGAAGCCCUGAUCUGCAAGGCCCAGGGCAACCCCCCACCCACCAUCAAGUGCAUCAAGGAGGGGGAGCCCCACAAACCCGGGGUGCUGCAGCAGGUCACACGGGACCAAAGCGGGACCUACAUGUGCAGUGCCACCAACAAGCAUGGCACCGUCACUCAGCUUGUGACUGUCCACGUGGAAUUUCAUGACCUUAAUCUCCUCCUCAUCAUCCUGCCCAUUAUGGCUGUAGCUGUAGUUCUGGCUGUGGGCAGCGCCAUCUACAUUGUGUACUACCGCAAGCAAAAGAUCGGCAAGUACAAUCUGAAGCAGAAGCAGAAGCAGAAGCAAAAGGCACCAACAGCUGGAGAGCAAGUGCCCCUGACUGAGAUCCAGUCCCCUCAGGGCCACAUGCCCAACAACCCUACGAACGGAGUGGUACAGAACAACUCUGUGUGAGUCCCCCAUGCCACGCAUCGGACUGAUCAGCACCUCCCCGAUUCCAGUGUUGGGGGAGGAGGGUCAGAAAGUGGGAGCUGCUUGUUAAGCCUUCACAUGCUGCAGCCCUCUUCAUCCAAGCAUCGGCUUGGAGGAGGGGGCGUUUCUCGGAGCAUCCCCAAAGUGCACAGCAGCAGGGGUGGCUGCCACAGGGCCAAUCCAUACCCAGGCAAAAGAAGGCACCAUGGAUGCUGCUGCUGUCCCCAAGAUUGUGGCCAUGGAGCCUCCGGGAGGCCGAGAUCCUGGACCACAGAGGGGCCAGGACCUACCAUUAACUAGUGCCAGAGCUGGGGAGUCCAUGCAGAAGGGCCAAGCCCCUGCUGCCACCACAGAGCUGCAGGGCAGGCAGAUGUGGAUGCCACAGACUUGGUGACCUGAGAUAGCAGCACACGCUUCGGUCUCUCCCUGUGGGCACGGACCAGCUUGGCAACCUGGUACAGGAUGGGGCACGAAGACAUUGGACUGCAUUAGAAUCUGAAUUAAUAUUAUUGCUGGUUUUUAAGGUGAGGGGAGACCCGUCCAAAUAAAUAAGCUUUAACUAAUGGACUUAAA
This is a messenger RNA of Alligator sinensis (Chinese alligator), 2166 nucleotides long. Its product is annotated as intercellular adhesion molecule 5. Bases 241 to 1575 code for a protein of 444 amino acids. The transcript is spliced from 6 exons. Gene Ontology annotation, biological process: cell adhesion. The record is from RefSeq and is a predicted model, not a curated record. NCBI's taxonomy places the organism in Eukaryota, Metazoa, Chordata, Crocodylia, Alligatoridae. Gene Ontology annotation, molecular function: integrin binding.